Molecule: messenger RNA, 951 nt
Organism: Eupeodes corollae
Lineage: Eukaryota; Metazoa; Arthropoda; Insecta; Diptera; Syrphidae
Product: serine protease 3-like
Exons: 3
Coding region: 11-910 (299 amino acids)
Biological process (GO): proteolysis
Molecular function (GO): serine-type endopeptidase activity
Source: RefSeq, a predicted model, not a curated record
UAAUUUUAAUAUGAACCUAAUUUGCAUACUAACGUAUCUUGUUGCUGUCGCUUUAUUAGUUUGUGCUGACAAAGACGAUAAGGCAUCAGCUGUUACUUACCAUGAAGUUCAACUUGAACCAGUGGGAGAGAUUUCACCUAAGCUGAAGAUUGGAAACCGUAGUGAAGUUAUACCUAAAGCUGUUCCUAGAAGACCAGGAUUCGGUGUCAGUCGUAUUGUAAGGGGAGACAUUGCAGCUCCGGAAAAGUAUCCUUAUCAUGUUGGUAUUAUUGUUGGCCUUGGAAAUGGUUGGUAUGCCUUUUGUGGAGGAACCCUUAUCGGGAACGAAUGGAUAGUAACUGCUGCUCAUUGCACUAGCGGAGCUCAAACAAUCGAAGUGCGCUUGGGAAGUGUUAAUUUUGAUACACCAUUAAGGGUUUCUUGGGGCUAUCAAAAUCAUAUACACCCUAAUUAUGGUAAAAAAAAUGGAGAUAUUGCCUUGGUUAAAAUACAAUGGGUUGAUUACAAUGUCAAUAUGGCGCCAGCCGCUCUGCCACCAUUAAAUGGUUAUCAAAAUCCGUAUACAGGUGCCCGAGUUGUAGCUACUGGAUGGGGAGCUACCGAUGACCAUGGUGGAAAGGGCAAUCUCCUUAAGUACAGCGUUAUGUCAAUUAUCGAACCACAAGAGUGCGCAAACGUUUAUGGACCAAAUGGAAAAGACCCUGCAAUAAUGUGCACAAGUACAAAGAACACUGGUGCUACAUGCUCCGGGGACUCGGGAGGCCCCUUGGUUUUAGAAAACACACGACUUCUUCUUGGUGUUACCACCUUUGGAGCAGCUGGUAAUUGUGCUGGAGGUUUGCCUGACGGAUUCUCUAGGAUAACUUUCUAUUUAAGCUGGAUUAAAGAUGUGACAGGAAUAUCUUGGUAAAGAAUCAUUUAAAUAAAGAACAUUGAACAUUUAUAUAAUUA